AAAAAAUACACAAAAACCAAAAAUGUCCAUUGUCAGAUCAUCACUCUAUCGUCACGUUUUCGGUGAACCAUACAAGGCAGAAUUCGCCUUCCAAAACAUUCGUCCAAAUGUUGGUGCUUGGGAUUCUAAUUGGCUUGCUGCUAAUGCCUUGUUCGUUGCUGUUCCAUGGCAAGGUGGUGGUGGUUCAGUUGCUGUUUUGAACCAAAAGACUCCAGGUAAACAAGCUGCUGAUUUGCCACUUUUAUCUGGCCACACUGGUGCUGUUUUGGAUUUAAAGUUCCAUCCAUUCAAUCAAUAUAUUUUGGCAACUGGUUCAGUUGAUGCUACUGCCAAGAUUUGGUCAAUUCCACAAGAUGGUUUGACAAGCACUGUUACUGAACCAUCAGUUACAUUGGAAGGUCACAUGAAGAAGGUUGGUUUGUUGGAAUUCCAUCCAACUGCUAACAAUGUCUUGUUGACUGCUGGUCAAGAUCACAAAGUUGUUUUGUGGGAUAUUGAAACUGGUAAGAGCCAAGUUGAAAUGAAAGAUUUGUGGAAAGAUAUUCAAUCAAUUUCUUUCAAUAAGAAUGGUUCAUUGUUUGCCUCCACUUCAAAGGAUAAAAAGUUGAGAAUUAUUGAUCCUAGAAAGGGUGCAGUUGCUCUUGAAGUUGAAGGUCAUGGUGGUACUAAGGGAUCUCGUGUUCAAUGGAUUACCAAUACUGAUAGAUUGUUCUCUGUUGGUUUCUCAAAGACCUCUGAAAGACAAUACAUGAUGUGGGAUCCACGUUCAUUGGAAAAGCCAUUGCACACUGUUAAUAUUGAUAUGGCUUCUGGUUUGAUUAUGCCAUUCUAUGAUCCAGAUACUAAUUUGCUCUUCUUGGCUGGUAAGGGUGAUGGUAACAUUAGAUUCUUUGAAGUUACUAAUGAAGAACCAUACAUUCACUCAUUGUCUGAAUUUAGAUCAACUGAUCCACAAAUGGGUAUGGCUAUGCUUCCAAAGAUUGCUGUUGAUACUACUUCUAACGAAAUUGUCAGAUUGUUCAAGUUGACUGCUAAUCAAAUUACUCCAAUUUCAUUCACUGUUCCAAGAAAGUCUGAAUUGUUCCAAUCUGAUAUCUAUCCAAAGACUGCUUCUCCAUCUCCUGCCUUGUCUGCUUCUGAUUACUUCUCUGGUCAAGAUGCUGAAUUAUCUUUGGUUUCCAUGAAUCCAGAAGAUAAGGAAAUUGAUGUUCAAUUCCGUGAUUUCAAACCAAACGUUGAAAUUAAGGCCAAACAACCAAAGACUGUUUUGCCAGCCAAGACUUCAAAUCCACAAGAAUUGGUCAAGCAAAAUGAAGAAUUGAGACAACGUGUUGAAGCUUUGGAAAAGGAAAAUUGGAAUCUCCAACAAGAAUUGAAAAAGUACACUGAACAAUAAGUGAUCAAAAUAGUUUGUCUUUUUUCAAUACUUAACGCGCUGUGUUUUAAAUAAAAUAGUGUAUUUUUAAUU
Naegleria gruberi is the source of this 1468-nucleotide messenger RNA. Its product is annotated as coronin. Gene Ontology annotation, molecular function: actin filament binding. The transcript is spliced from 2 exons. The record is from RefSeq and is a predicted model, not a curated record. Gene Ontology annotation, biological process: actin filament organization. Lineage: Eukaryota; Heterolobosea; Eutetramitea; Acrasida; Naegleriidae. The coding region runs from base 23 to 1396 and encodes 457 amino acids.